AUGUUAUCCAACGAUUUUACCGAACAAUUUUAUUUCCCUCAAUACUUGUCAUCAUCAACAAUCUCAUCGGAAAAUACCCACUGCUCCACAACGGGAAACAAUUUUAUGGCCUAUGAGCAGAACAACGCCGCUGGACAUCAUCAUCCCUACAAUCCUUUAGAUAUGAAUUUCGCUCAUGUGAUGGAUUCAAUGGAACUACAUAACACAGAUUCAAUGUCCGAUUCAAAUACCAGCAAUGAAUUUGGCUUGGAAACACCAAUACCCACCUCCACAUAUGAAUUGGAAAAUUUCUACAACAACUAUCAUCAGCAGCAGCAACAACAACAAAAUCAUCAACAACAUUGGAAUAAUAUGGCGCAUAAUAAUUUCUCCACAUCAUCACAACCAUCCACAGAAACACCAAAUGGAAUUGGCAGCACACCCCUGAAAUCGCUGAAAUAUAAUCCCAUAAAAAUUGAAAAUAAAAUUAUGAAAACUUCAACAAAAUCAUAUGGUAAACUUAAUCGCAGUUCUUCAUCGUCGUCCUCAUCAUCAUCGUCGUCGCCGACGGGAACUGUGGCGUGUUCUCAAGAAGUUUUACGCAAACGGCGCCUUGCCGCAAAUGCCCGUGAACGUCGUCGCAUGAACAGCCUCAAUGACGCCUUUGAAAAGCUACGCGAUGUUGUGCCCUCGCUUGGGCAUGAUCGUCGCCUAUCCAAAUAUGAAACUCUACAAAUGGCCCAGGCCUAUAUUGGAGAUUUGGUUAAAUUACUAACUCGAGAUUAUUAG
This is a messenger RNA of Musca vetustissima, 768 nucleotides long. Its product is annotated as basic helix-loop-helix transcription factor amos-like. Gene Ontology annotation, molecular function: protein dimerization activity. The record is from RefSeq and is a predicted model, not a curated record. The transcript has a single exon. Lineage: Eukaryota; Metazoa; Arthropoda; Insecta; Diptera; Muscidae. Bases 1 to 768 code for a protein of 255 amino acids.